CGGUACCGCCUGAUCUCCGUGCUCGGUCACGGAAGUUUCGGCGCGGUGUGCAAAGCUCGAGACGUCCUCGCGCGACGCGUGGUCGCGAUGAAGCGCGUCCCGAACGCGCUGUGCACGCUCGAGAACGCGAAGAGGGUCCUGCGAGAGGUCGUCGUCCUGAACCGGCUCGACCAUCCGAACAUCAUCAAGAUCUACAGCAUCUUUCACGCCCCGAGCAGCGCGGGGCCCUCGCGCAUGGACCCGACGACGUUCUCGCUCGUGCCGAUGUCCAUAGACCUCUACAUGGUCUUCGAGUGCGCGGAGGGCGGGGAUCUGUACGAAAUUCGAGGCGAGAUGAGCUCCAGAGAGGUGCGCUCGCUCAUGAAGCAGCUCACGACGGCGAUCAAGUACAUGCACGACGUCGGGGUGUGGCACCGAGACAUCAAGUCCGCGAAUCUGCUCCUCGACGCCGCGACGCCCGCGGCGGCGACGCCGGCGCCGCCCCCCGGCGCGUUCGCGCGGCAAGAGAUGCUCACCGGCGUCGUCGCGACGCCGUGCUACCGCGCGCCCGAGGUGAUCAUGUCCAACGGGGCGUACACCGGCGCGAUGGACGUGUGGUCGUUGGGUUGCAUCUUCGGCGAGUUGUUACAG
This is a messenger RNA of Micromonas pusilla CCMP1545, 630 nucleotides long. RefSeq lists its product as uncharacterized. NCBI's taxonomy places the organism in Eukaryota, Viridiplantae, Chlorophyta, Mamiellophyceae, Mamiellales, Mamiellaceae. The transcript is spliced from 2 exons. Gene Ontology annotation, biological process: protein phosphorylation; intracellular signal transduction. The record is from RefSeq and is a predicted model, not a curated record. Gene Ontology annotation, cellular component: nucleus; cytoplasm. Gene Ontology annotation, molecular function: protein serine/threonine kinase activity; ATP binding. The annotation marks the transcript as partial.